UCUCAAUUGAUUCUCAAUCUUUUCGCUCUCAACUAUGCUCGUGGAAGCUCAUUACAUUCAUGCCACGCCGUAUCUUUCGUCAUGUUGUCUCAUUUAUUGUGUGCCCUUCGAACGCCAGCUGUCGCUAUCUGUGUCGCUCUACGGAGUACAGUUCAUGUACACGUUUACUGCCAAGUCUCCCUAAUAUGCGGCGAUAAGUCCCAGGUAUUCUCGCUCUGGAGUAGACCCUGGCAACGUUGCAUAUGCCUCGACGGAAUAGCAGCCAGUCUUAUAAGUGUCGCGGAGAUAGCAUCAAUGUUGCCGUGCAUCCGGGAAGCUUCUCAAUCCGACCUGCUCGGACGGUGAAAAAAUAAUCCACACGCCGGCGAGAUAAGAUGGGUCAACAUGCGACUUCAAGGUUCUGUUUAUAGGAGAUUUGGCCAAUGUACUUAAUAAAGCUUGAGAUGUUUAUCCAGGGACCAAUCGUAUGCAUCAAAU
This is a messenger RNA of Colletotrichum godetiae, 477 nucleotides long. RefSeq lists its product as uncharacterized. The record is from RefSeq and is a predicted model, not a curated record. The transcript has a single exon. Lineage: Eukaryota; Fungi; Ascomycota; Sordariomycetes; Glomerellales; Glomerellaceae. Bases 82 to 345 code for a protein of 87 amino acids.